ACGGGCAGUAGAGGGUGGUUCCCCUUCUUCCCUAAAGUCGCGAAGAUCUACAAAAAUCACGCUUUUCUUUUAAUGGAGAAAUUCGCCCCAUGACCGUGGCAAUGUAGUAGGGGCUGUGUUAACAUCUCCUCCCGUCUCGACCCCCCACAAAAGUGGGGUGCUCCUGUUCUGAGGAGUGUCAGCACAAUGGAUUCAAAUACGGAGUCCUUCAUCCAUCUACCUGGGGAUAACUUUGCUGCAGGUGAACCUUGGAAGAUGACAGCAGUCCAAAUCUUGAGAGAGAUUAAGAGAUGCCAGGAUGCAUGGAAAGUUUUUGAAAUGGAUUGUUUAUCCUUGGAGACAAGCAAAAGGGCAAGUGAGCAGGACUUGGCCAAAUUACAAGAAGAAUAUGAUCUGCUCAGUCGAAAUCUUCUUGAAGCUGAAAAUGAGGCCAAGGCCCAGGAAGCCUCCUUCCAGUCAACGCUUCAGUUGGGAAAGGAGGAUUCAGACCAGUUGCUGAAAGAAAAACAGGCACUGGAAAAUGAAGUGAAACAUCUGGAGUGUCUUCAUACAGCCCAGGAAGAACUUUUCAAGGUUCCAGCUGCUCUUCCUGACACAGAUAUGGUGUUUAAAGGUCAUGUGGAAGAGGGAAAGUUUGAGAACUUGCCAGAAAUGCUGACUGUCUUGCCCCAGAUCCGAUGCCCUGUACGUGGGGGAUUGGCUCUCAUCACUUUUGAGGAUCCUGAAGUUGCCAGCAGCAUCAUCAAAACAGGACAGCAUCGCAUCCAGCUAGACGAGUGGAGCUACAUGCAUGUGAAGGCUGAACCUGUGAUCUUGCUGCUGCCCUCAUUCUUAAGUCAGAUCUCCCUGAAACAGAGUCCCCGGCAAGUGCUGUUAUCUGGAUUGUCUGCCCUGUCUUUGCCCAAGGAUCAGCUCUAUGACAAGCUAGCUCUGUUUUUCAGCAAACGGAAGAACCAGGGGGGUGAGGUGGAGAAUGUGGAACAGCUGAGGAACUCAGACAGUAUAGUGCUGACUUUUGUGGAUGAUGGAGUGGCUCAACGGAUUGUUGAAAAAGGUCUGUUCCAGGUGCCUCUUGGAAAGGAAACCCAUCAGGUCAAGGCAUCACCUUGCUUAGGUGGGGAAAUGGCAGAUUUACAGCUCUGUCCUUCGGUCUGCGCUCGUACCGUCCUGCUGACAGAGAUUCCAGAUGUCUUAGAGAGGGAGCUAAUGUGUGAAGCUCUGGAGAUCCAUUUCCAGAAGCCAAGCAAGGGUGGGGGAGAGGUGGAAGCUGCUGUGUACGUUCCAGCUGGACAUUGCGCAGUAGCUGUUUUUCAGGAGGAGAUCUGACCGAUUCUGCUUGCCCAAGACAGAGAUGACAUCUCAGUCAAGAUACAGCUGAAAAGAAGCACAUGGAACAUGCUGAUGAUCCAGGGAAGAGAAGAAACUUUUGAUCGCCUGAACUAGGGCUUAGUGGAAGGAGAUAGAACCUGUCGAGCUGGUAUUGCUGGGCAAGGUGGGAGAUAGAUCCAUUUUUGUAGUUUAGGUGAUAAACUGAGGGGUCUUCUGCCACAAUGAUACCUGUCUUUCACAUCUGAACUAUGCACGAUUUGAUCUGUGUUGCUGUUUGUUCCUCCAGUAAGUUUAUUGUAUGUCAUUGAGGCAGCUGUAGCUGCCUAAAUUGUAUUUUCCUGCAGAACAUAUUCAACAAGAAAAAUGUUCAGAAAAUAAAAAGAAUGGAAUGCUGUUCACAAAGAA
Candoia aspera is the source of this 1734-nucleotide messenger RNA. It is a transcript of the gene IFI35, whose product is annotated as interferon induced protein 35. The transcript is spliced from 10 exons. Bases 187 to 1326 code for a protein of 379 amino acids. Gene Ontology annotation, cellular component: nucleus. The record is from RefSeq and is a predicted model, not a curated record. NCBI's taxonomy places the organism in Eukaryota, Metazoa, Chordata, Lepidosauria, Squamata, Candoiidae.